UCUCCAGAGGUGGAGGCGUCUGCUCAGCCUGAUCCAGGUGUUGGACCCUCUGUGUUCUGUGGAGUGGGUCUGACUCUCGGUCUGGUUGGUGUGGCUGUUGGAACCUUCUUCCUCAUCAAAGGAAACGAGUGCAGCUGAUUGGCUCACGGUGAUGAUGUCAUUCUAUGACGAGCUCCUAAUCAGUGUGACUGUGCUGUAGCUCUCCGUCAGACUGAGUCAGUUUGUCUGGAGAACUUAGAAACAUGGCUUCAUCCUUCCUCUGCCUCCUCUUCAUCAGCCUCAGCACAGCAGAUGGAUUCAUGACUUAUAGACUGUCUCGCUGUGACUUUAACUCCACUGAGCUGAAGGACAUCCAGUUCACCGACUCUUACUAUUACAACUACAACUAUUACUACCAGACCCACUGCUACCUGGAGUACACACCCAGGUCUGGAGAGAAGAUCUCCUGUGUGGUGGAGCAUGCCAGCCUGGAGAAACCUCUGAUCACUAACUGGGAUCCCUCCUCAUCCUCAUUAAUGCCUAAGACAGAGAGGGACAAGCUUGCCAUCGGCGCCUCAGGACUGAUCCUCUGUCUGAUCUUGUCUCUGGCUGGGUUCAUGUACUACAGACAGAGAGCUCGAGGUCGUAUCCUGGUUCCCACAGACUGAGGCUGUUCCUGGUCCUGGUUUUCUCUGAUGUUUUAAAGUCAGCUGCUUCCUGUGUUUAGCAGACUGAUGACGAUGUAGCCAAUAUGUCAGCUCACCAAAGAAUAACUGAAACAAUAUCUGUGCCAAAAGAAGAAAAUUUAUUCAGGGUCUGACUGCAGUUUACCAUCUGUGCUUAAUAUGUUAUAGAGAUUUGUGGAUUGGAGCAUGUACGUCCUUAGGAACUUCAGGACUCACAUCCGCUUUACAGUUUAAUUUUGACCAUGGGCCCGCUGACAGGCCCUGUAAGGAAGAGGACUCCCUUACUACAUUUAUUUGUAUUAUAUUAUCUGUAUAGCACUUUAGAGCACACCUUUCACUUUAUUAAAAGCACCUUAUCAAGCACUUUAUUUAGCAUUGCACUUUAAGCAUGGAUUUGCACAGUAAAACAUUUGCACACAAGA
This is a messenger RNA of Oreochromis aureus, 1087 nucleotides long. Its product is annotated as class II histocompatibility antigen, B-L beta chain-like. Bases 243 to 647 code for a protein of 134 amino acids. Lineage: Eukaryota; Metazoa; Chordata; Actinopteri; Cichliformes; Cichlidae. The transcript is spliced from 6 exons. The record is from RefSeq and is a predicted model, not a curated record.